Seriola aureovittata is the source of this 2966-nucleotide messenger RNA. RefSeq names its product formyl peptide receptor 1 (gene fpr1). Gene Ontology annotation, cellular component: plasma membrane. The coding region runs from base 92 to 1225 and encodes 377 amino acids. Lineage: Eukaryota; Metazoa; Chordata; Actinopteri; Carangiformes; Carangidae. Gene Ontology annotation, biological process: complement receptor mediated signaling pathway; phospholipase C-activating G protein-coupled receptor signaling pathway; inflammatory response. The transcript has 2 exons. The record is from RefSeq and is a predicted model, not a curated record. Gene Ontology annotation, molecular function: complement receptor activity; G protein-coupled receptor activity.
AGUUUCCUCGGAGUAGUUGGAGUUAUCCAGAGCUGCCUUUGUAGUGGACACAUCCUCAUCGGACUGGAGCUUUUCGAAAGGUUCUAAGACAAUGAUGGAGGUAAUGACCACUACCCUCUUCUAUAUCAUGAAUACAUCAGAUGUCACUGGAAGUAAUGGCUCUUUGUAUGACGACGACGAAGAAUAUGACUACAGUGAGCAUGCUGAGCUGAGAAAGUCUCUCAACAUCAUGUCUGUCAUUGUUUACUGCCUGGCCUUCGUUCUUGGUGUGCUCGGGAAUGGAGUGGUUAUCUGGGUGACCGGGUUCAAGAUGAAGAAAACAGUUAACACAGUUUGGUUCCUCAACCUUGCUGUGGCCGACUUCCUCUUCACAGCAUUCCUCCCCCUGAGUGUGACGUACACAGUCAUGGAUUUCCACUGGCCUUUUGGUAACUUCAUGUGCAAACUGAACAGUACCAUAAGUUUUCUGAACAUGUUUGCCAGUGUCUACAUCCUGGUGGUGAUCAGUGUGGACAGAUGUGUGUCUGUGGUGUCACCCGUCUGGGCCCAGAACCACCGAAGCGUGCGCAAGGCGUCUUAUGUGAGUCUAGGUGUUUGGGUACUGGCUCUGAUUCUAAGCGCUCCGUACUUCGUCUUCAAGGACACUUCACCAUAUAGUGAAGACGUCAUCAACUGCUUCACCAACUAUGGUCUCUCUGACGAUUAUGAAACACCAUCUGUGAUUGAGCUGCGACAUUUCCGUCAUCAGGCCAUGACCAUCACCCGCUUCCUCCUGGGAUUUGUUGUCCCCUUCACUGUCAUUGUUUCCUCUUAUGCUGUGAUAAUCCAUCGUCUCAGGAGGAACCGCACCCUGUCCAGCCAGUCGAGUCGCCCCUUUAAGAUCAUCGCUGCCGUUAUCACCACUUUUUUCCUGUGCUGGGCUCCUUAUCACAUCAUGGUUCUAAUUGAGAUGGUUAAUCACACGGCAAAUCAUUCAAAUGAAAUAUUAACCCAUGUCACUGUUAUCGGCAUCCCUAUAGCCACCAGCUUGGCCUUUCUCAACAGUUGUCUGAACCCACUGCUGUACGUGUUCAUGGGCCAAGAUUUUAAGGAUAAAGUCCGCAAAUCCAUCUUGAAUGUAUUGGAGACUGCCUUCCAGGAAGAGGUUUCUCGCUCUUAUACUUACACAAACUCAAUGGUCACCAGUCGGAGUAAAGAGAAGUCAGUUUCUGAUGCCGAGGUAUAAGCUUGUCCAUGAUAUGAAUAAACAAAUACUGUAACUGUACAUAGCAAAUGUAACUGUAUAUAACAUAUAACAUUUUUUUUUAGCUCUUUUUGUUGUUUAAUAACGGAUCCUCCAAACAAUAUCUACGUAAUCUGAGACUGGAACAUUUCACCUGUUAUAAUUUGAUGAUAUGAGUUUUAUGACCUUUCAGUUAUAAAAAAUAAAAAAAGAGAGAGAGAGAUCUGCGUCAUUGUAGAACUGACUCAGUGAUAUUCUGCAGUAAGUUGUAGAUCAACAUAUAAAUAAAGUGUUUGGAAAAGUGAAAUGUAUUGAAUAAUAACAUUUAUUUAUAUACUGUAGCACAUAUCAAAAUCAGACUUUUCAAAGUUUUUAAAGUGAUUUAAACAAAGAAAGAAAACAGAAUGCACAUUACAUACUGUUCAUACCUAAAGCAACCUGCAUACACACAUAAAUACACACAAACAAAAUGCCCAGACUGAAUAACAUAUAAAGCAAGUAUGUACAUUUAUUUUUUGAGUGCGAGUGGUGCUUCUUCAUAGUGCAAUUUUGUUGUUAGCUGCACUCAAUACCAUGCUAAACCUAGUAAAUAUGUAAUGUGCCACUUUUUUUGACAAGACCCACCUGUCAUAAUCUCAAAAUGUGUAUUAUAGUUGAAUUUGUGCAAUGCAAGCAAGACAUUUGGUUGUCAAGGGGGAACUUUCUCACCUGUCUCAUAAUCCAGUUGUUGAUUACUAUACAUACACAUACACAUACACAUACACAUACACAUACACAUACACAUACACGUGACAUACAUUAAAAAUGCAGGAACAUCACCUAGAUUACUAAUAAGGGUAUUUUGACAAAGAACAUCAUGCCUAUUUUUAUGUACAACAUAAUAAGCUGUAAGCUAGUGUAUGAAAGAGAUUUCAAUGCAUACUAAAUCUACACUCCACAUUCAACCCACUGAUGUCAUUAUGUGUGUACAUGUGUGUCUGGCAACACCAUAACACUGAAACUGAGCUGACUUUUGACUGCUACAUGUCGACUGCAUGCUUUGAUAAACAUGUUAUUCAGCAUAAAGGCAGGCUAAUGUGAGUCUAAUUACUAAAUAUAUGACUCACUAUAAGAUUCCUUUUAUUGUUAACUUCCAUUGUAAAGCUUAGUUUGAUGUUUUAUUAAUUGUUUUUUUUUUUGGGGGGGGGGGGGUAUGUCUUUGACUACCACCCUGAGUACAUGCAUGUUGUGCUAUAAUCUGCAAAUUUAAAUGUAUCAUUUCAGGUUACUAUCAUGGUAGAUAAAGCAAACCACCUCACAACACUCACAUUUAAGAGGCAAUCCAUUAUCAGUAUUUAUACAGGCAAAUUAUCUGUUAAUUCAGUAAUUGAAUGGAAAGAAAUGGUAUGGCAAACUUAUUCUAUGUACUGCAUUGCUUUGCUUUAUGUGCCAUAUGUGACAUAAUAUGAAUCUCUCUAUGAAAAAUUCUAAACAAUGUAAACAAUGUAAAUGAUAAUCCACUUUUUGUCUUUUUUUGUUUUGUUGUAGCCCUAUCAUUACUAGUUUUAAGAGUCCAUAAAUGAUGAUGAUGAUGAUGACUGUUAUUAUGAUUCUUUUUGUUGUUUCCAUUAUUAAAAUAUUAUUUAGACUUUAGCACUUUUCCACUCAUAAUGUUCUUCUCCUAAUUAAGGCUGCAUAUCAUGAGAUGUAGUCAGGAAGUGGGUAAAUCAUCUGUCUGUGAUAAUGUAUAAAUACUUUGAAUCAG